Acomys russatus (golden spiny mouse) is the source of this 9046-nucleotide messenger RNA. It is a transcript of the gene Flnc, whose product is annotated as filamin C. Gene Ontology annotation, molecular function: actin filament binding. Gene Ontology annotation, biological process: actin cytoskeleton organization. The transcript has 48 exons. The coding region runs from base 301 to 8481 and encodes 2726 amino acids. NCBI's taxonomy places the organism in Eukaryota, Metazoa, Chordata, Mammalia, Rodentia, Muridae. The record is from RefSeq and is a predicted model, not a curated record.
GCUCUGACGUGGACCCCGGGGCCGCGGGCGCGGCGGGGGGGUCGGCAGCCCGGGGGCUUCUUAAACCCCCUGCCCGGGCCCAGCCUGCAUUUCCCGAGCACUGCUCCGCCCCAGGAGGGAGAGAGAGUCCUAGCCCGACAGCCCAGCUGCUCAGCCAGCCUAGGAGGCCCGCGAGCCCCGCCAGCCAGAGCGCUAGAGAAGUUUCCAAGCGCAGUGUCCUGCUGUCCCGCCCCGACAGCGCCCCAACAGCACCUACAGCCCAACCUCAGGCCGCAGGACCCCAGCCCCGCACCCGCCAGCAUGAUGAACAAUAGCAGCUACUCCGAUGCCUCCGGCCUCGGCCUAGCCGACGAGGCGGACGAGAUGCCGUCCACCGAAAAGGACUUAGCGGAGGACGCGCCGUGGAAGAAGAUCCAGCAAAACACGUUCACUCGGUGGUGCAACGAGCACCUGAAGUGUGUGGGCAAACGCCUGACCGACCUGCAGCGCGACCUCAGCGACGGGCUGCGCCUCAUCGCGCUCCUCGAAGUGCUCAGCCAGAAGCGCAUGUACCGCAAGUUCCACCCGCGCCCCAACUUCCGCCAGAUGAAGCUGGAGAACGUGUCUGUGGCCCUGGAGUUCCUGGAGCGCGAACACAUCAAGCUCGUGUCCAUCGACAGCAAGGCUAUCGUGGAUGGGAACCUGAAGCUGAUCCUGGGCCUGAUCUGGACCCUGAUCCUUCACUACUCCAUUUCCAUGCCCAUGUGGGAGGAUGAAGAUGAUGAGGAUGCCCGCAAACAGACACCCAAGCAGCGUCUCCUAGGCUGGAUCCAGAACAAGGUCCCCCAGCUGCCCAUCACCAACUUUAACCGAGACUGGCAGGAUGGCAAGGCUCUGGGUGCCCUGGUGGACAACUGUGCCCCUGGUCUCUGCCCUGACUGGGAAGCCUGGGACCCCAACCAACCUGUGCAGAAUGCCAGAGAGGCCAUGCAGCAAGCAGACGACUGGCUCGGGGUGCCCCAGGUGAUUGCCCCUGAAGAAAUCGUGGACCCCAACGUGGAUGAGCAUUCUGUCAUGACCUAUCUGUCCCAGUUUCCUAAAGCCAAGCUCAAACCUGGUGCCCCUGUUCGUUCUAAGCAGCUGAACCCCAAGAAAGCCAUUGCCUAUGGUCCUGGCAUCGAGCCCCAGGGUAACACCGUGCUGCAGCCUGCCCACUUCACCGUGCAGACAGUAGAUGCUGGUGUGGGCGAGGUGCUGGUCUACAUCGAGGACCCCGAGGGGCACACUGAGGAGGCCAAAGUGGUUCCCAACAAUGACAAGGACCGCACAUAUGCUGUCUCCUAUGUGCCCAAGGUUGCUGGGUUACACAAGGUGACUGUGCUCUUUGCUGGCCAGAACAUUGAGCGUAGUCCCUUCGAGGUGAAUGUGGGCAUGGCUCUCGGGGAUGCCAACAAAGUAUCAGCCCAUGGCCCUGGCCUGGAGCCUGUGGGCAAUGUAGCCAACAAACCCACCUACUUUGACAUAUAUACUGCAGGGGCUGGCACUGGUGAUGUUGCCGUGGUGAUCGUGGACCCGCAGGGGAGGCGGGAUACAGUAGAGGUGGCGCUGGAGGACAAGGGUGACAACACGUUCCGCUGCACGUACAGGCCUGUGAUGGAGGGGCCACACACAGUGCAUGUGGCGUUUGCUGGUGCACCUAUCACUCGAAGUCCUUUCCCUGUCCACGUGGCAGAAGCCUGUAAUCCCAAUGCCUGCCGUGCCUCUGGGCGGGGCCUGCAGCCCAAAGGUGUCCGCGUGAAAGAAGUGGCUGACUUCAAGGUGUUCACCAAGGGUGCUGGCAGUGGAGAACUCAAGGUCACAGUCAAGGGUCCAAAGGGCACAGAGGAGCCAGUGAAAGUCCGGGAGGCUGGGGACGGUGUGUUCGAGUGCGAGUACUACCCAGUAGUGCCUGGAAAGUAUGUGGUGACCAUCACCUGGGGUGGCUAUGCCAUUCCCCGCAGUCCUUUUGAGGUCCAGGUGAGCCCUGAGGCUGGAACCCAGAAAGUGCGAGCAUGGGGUCCUGGUUUGGAGACUGGCCAGGUGGGCAAGUCAGCUGACUUUGUGGUGGAAGCCAUUGGCACAGAAGUGGGGACUCUGGGCUUCUCCAUCGAGGGGCCCUCACAAGCCAAGAUAGAGUGUGAUGACAAGGGUGACGGUUCCUGUGACGUGCGGUACUGGCCCACUGAGCCCGGGGAGUAUGCCGUGCAUGUCAUCUGUGAUGACGAGGACAUCCGUGACUCACCCUUCAUAGCCCACAUUCAGCCAGCCCCACCAGACUGCUUCCCAGACAAGGUAAAAGCAUUUGGACCUGGCCUGGAGCCCACUGGCUGCAUCGUGGACAAGCCUGCCGAGUUCACCAUUGAUGCCCGUGCUGCCGGCAAAGGAGAUCUAAAGCUGUAUGCCCAGGAUGCAGAUGGCUGCCCCAUCGACAUCAAGGUGAUCCCCAAUGGAGAUGGCACCUUCCGCUGCUCCUACGUGCCUACCAAGCCCAUCAAGCAUACUAUCAUCAUCUCCUGGGGAGGUGUCAACGUGCCCAAGAGCCCCUUCAGGGUGAAUGUGGGAGAAGGCAGCCAUCCUGAGCGGGUAAAGGUAUAUGGCCCUGGAGUGGAGAAGACAGGCCUUAAGGCCAACGAACCCACCUAUUUCACAGUGGACUGCAGUGAAGCCGGGCAAGGUGAUGUAAGCAUUGGCAUCAAGUGCGCACCUGGCGUGGUGGGGCCUGUGGAAGCCGACAUCGACUUUGACAUCAUCAAGAAUGACAAUGACACUUUCACAGUCAAGUACACACCUCCAGGGGCUGGCCACUACACCAUCAUGGUGCUGUUUGCCAACCAGGAAAUCCCUGCCAGUCCCUUCCACAUCAAGGUGGACCCAUCCCAUGAUGCUAGCAAGGUCAAGGCUGAGGGCCCUGGGCUGAGCCGCACAGGUGUGGAAGUUGGAAAGCCAACUCACUUUACUGUGCUGACCAAGGGGGCCGGCAAGGCCAAGCUGGAUGUGCACUUUGCUGGGGCAGCCAAGGGCGAGGCCGUGCGGGACUUUGAAAUUAUUGACAACCAUGACUAUUCAUACACAGUCAAGUACACUGCUGUCCAGCAGGGCAACAUGGCAGUAACAGUGACCUAUGGUGGGGACCCUGUCCCCAAAAGUCCCUUUGUGGUGAAUGUGGCACCCCCAUUGGACCUCAGCAAAGUCAAAGUUCAAGGCCUUAACAGCAAGGUAGCUGUUGGACAGGAACAGGCAUUCUCAGUGAAUACAAGAGGCGCUGGUGGUCAGGGCCAACUAGAUGUGCGGAUGACCUCACCGUCCCGAAGGCCCAUCCCCUGCAAACUGGAGCCUGGUGGUGGAGCAGAAGCCCAGGCUGUGCGGUACAUGCCCCCUGAAGAAGGACCAUACAAGGUGGACAUCACCUAUGAUGGUCACCCAGUGCCUGGUAGCCCCUUUGCUGUGGAAGGUGUCCUGCCCCCUGACCCCUCCAAGGUCUGCGCUUACGGGCCUGGUCUCAAGGGUGGGCUUGUAGGCACUCCUGCACCAUUCUCCAUUGACACCAAAGGGGCCGGCACUGGAGGCCUGGGGCUGACCGUUGAGGGCCCCUGUGAAGCCAAGAUUGAGUGCCAAGACAAUGGUGAUGGAUCCUGUGCUGUCAGCUACCUGCCCACAGAGCCAGGCGAGUACACCAUCAAUAUCCUGUUUGCUGAAGCCCACAUCCCCGGCUCACCUUUCAAAGCCACCAUCCAGCCUGUGUUCGACCCAAGCAAGGUGAGGGCCAGUGGGCCAGGCCUGGAGCGUGGCAAGGCUGGAGAGGCAGCCACCUUCACCGUGGACUGCUCCGAAGCGGGUGAGGCUGAGCUCACCAUCGAGAUCCUGUCAGAUGCUGGUGUCAAAGCUGAGGUGCUGAUUCAAAACAACGCGGAUGGCACCUACCAUAUCACCUACAGCCCUGCCUUCCCUGGCACCUACACCAUCACCAUCAAGUAUGGCGGCCACCCCAUACCCAAGUUCCCUACCCGUGUCCAUGUGCAGCCUGCAGUUGAUACCAGUGGCGUCAAGGUCUUUGGGCCUGGUGUGGAGCCACAUGGUGUCCUGCGGGAGGUGACCACUGAGUUUACUGUGGAUGCGAGGUCUCUAACAGCCACAGGUGGCAACCAUGUGACAGCCCGUGUGCUCAACCCCUCGGGCGCUAAGACAGACACCUAUGUGACAGAUAAUGGGGACGGCACCUACCGAGUGCAGUACACAGCCUACGAGGAGGGUGUGCAUGUGGUGGACGUGCUGUACGAUGACAUAGCUGUGCCCAAGAGCCCCUUCCGAGUGGGUGUGACUGAAGGCUGUGACCCCACCAGAGUCCGGGCCUUCGGUCCAGGCCUGGAGGGCGGCUCGGUCAACAAGGCUAACCGCUUCACUGUGGAAACAAGGGGUGCUGGCACAGGAGGCCUUGGCCUAGCCAUUGAGGGCCCCUCAGAAGCUAAGAUGUCAUGCAAGGACAACAAGGAUGGUAGUUGCACAGUGGAGUACAUCCCCUUCACCCCUGGAGACUACGAUGUCAACAUCACCUUUGGGGGACAGCCCAUCCCAGGAAGCCCAUUCCGAGUCCCUGUGAAGGACGUGGUAGACCUUGGGAAGGUGAAGUGCUCAGGACCAGGGCUAGGGACCGGCGUCAGGGCUCGGGUACCUCAGACCUUCACAGUGGACUGCAGUCAAGCUGGCCGGGCUCCUCUGCAGGUGGCUGUGCUGGGCCCCACAGGUGUAGCUGAGCCCGUGGAGGUGCGUGACAAUGGGGAUGGCACCCACACUGUCCACUACACACCUGCUACGGAUGGGCCCUAUACAGUAGCUGUCAAAUAUGCUGACCAGGAGGUGCCACGCAGCCCUUUCAAGAUCAAAGUGCUUCCAGCCCAUGAUGCCAGCAAGGUGCGGGCCAGCGGCCCCGGCCUCAACGCCUCCGGCAUCCCUGCCAGCCUUCCUGUGGAGUUCACCAUUGAUGCUCGGGAUGCUGGGGAGGGGCUGCUCACUGUCCAGAUCCUGGAUCCUGAGGGUAAACCAAAGAAGGCCAACAUCCGGGACAAUGGGGACGGCACGUACACUGUGUCCUACCUGCCAGACAUGAGUGGUCGCUAUACCAUCACCAUCAAGUAUGGCGGCGAUGAGAUCCCAUACUCACCCUUCCGUAUCCAUGCCCUGCCUACAGGGGAUGCCAGCAAGUGCCUUGUUACAGUGUCCAUUGGAGGCCAUGGCCUGGGUGCCUGCCUGGGCCCCAGAAUCCAGAUUGGAGAGGAGACUGUGAUUACAGUGGACGCCAAGGCAGCAGGCAAGGGGAAGGUGACCUGCACGGUGUCCACGCCUGACGGGGCCGAACUUGAUGUGGAUGUGGUUGAGAACCACGAUGGUACCUUCGAUAUCUACUACACGGCACCCGAGCCGGGCAAAUAUGUCAUCACCAUCCGCUUUGGGGGUGAACACAUCCCCAACAGCCCCUUCCACGUGCUGGCAUGUGACCCCCUGCCUCAUGUGGAGGAGCCCGCGGAAGUGCUGCAGCCACACCAGCCCUAUGCCCCGCUCCGGCCUGGCGCUUGCCCCACACACUGGGCCACAGAGGAGCCCGUGGUGCCCGUGGAGCCACUGGAGUCCAUGCUGAGGCCCUUCAACUUGGUCAUCCCCUUCACUGUGCAGAAAGGGGAGCUCACAGGCGAGGUCCGGAUGCCCUCUGGUAAAACAGCACGCCCCAACAUCACUGACAACAAGGAUGGUACCAUCACGGUGAGAUAUGCACCCACAGAGAAAGGUCUGCACCAGAUGGGGAUCAAAUACGAUGGCAACCACAUCCCUGGGAGUCCUCUGCAGUUCUAUGUGGAUGCCAUCAACAGCCGCCAUGUCAGUGCCUAUGGACCAGGUCUGAGCCAUGGCAUGGUCAACAAGCCUGCCACCUUCACAAUUGUCACCAAGGAUGCUGGAGAAGGGGGACUGUCACUGGCUGUGGAGGGCCCAUCCAAGGCAGAGAUCACCUGCAAGGACAACAAGGAUGGCACCUGCACCGUGUCCUACCUACCCACAGCACCUGGAGACUAUAGCAUCAUUGUGCGUUUCGAUGACAAGCACAUCCCAGGGAGCCCCUUCACAGCCAAGAUCACAGGUGACGACUCAAUGAGAACAUCUCAGCUUAACGUGGGCACCUCCACGGAUGUGUCACUGAAGAUCACUGAGAGUGACCUCAGCCAGCUGACAGCCAGUAUCCGUGCUCCUUCGGGCAAUGAGGAGCCAUGCCUGCUAAAGCGCCUGCCCAACAGACACAUUGGGAUCUCCUUUACCCCCAAGGAGGUUGGUGAACAUGUCGUGAGUGUACGCAAGAGUGGCAAGCAUGUCACCAACAGCCCCUUUAAGAUUUUGGUGGGGCCUUCAGAGAUCGGCGAUGCCAGCAAAGUUCGCGUCUGGGGCAAGGGCCUUUCGGAGGGGCACACCUUCCAGGUGGCAGAGUUCAUUGUGGACACUCGCAAUGCAGGAUAUGGAGGUCUGGGGCUAAGCAUUGAAGGUCCUAGCAAGGUGGACAUUAACUGUGAGGACAUGGAGGACGGUACGUGCAAAGUCACCUACUGCCCUACCGAACCGGGCACCUACAUCAUCAACAUCAAGUUUGCUGACAAACAUGUGCCUGGCAGCCCCUUCACUGUGAAGGUGACUGGCGAGGGACGCAUGAAGGAAAGCAUCACCCGGCGCAGACAGGCACCUUCCAUUGCCACCAUUGGUAGCACCUGUGACCUCAACCUCAAGAUCCCAGGAAACUGGUUUCAGAUGGUGUCUGCCCAGGAGCGCCUGACGCGCACCUUCACACGCAGCAGUCACACAUACACCCGCACAGAGAGGACAGAGAUCAGUAAGACACGGGGUGGGGAGACCAAGCGCGAAGUCCGGGUGGAGGAGUCCACCCAGGUUGGCGGAGACCCUUUCCCUGCUGUUUUUGGUGACUUCCUGGGCCGGGAACGCCUAGGCUCCUUCGGCAGCAUCACCCGACAGCAAGAAGGUGAGGCCAGCUCUCAGGACAUGACAGCGCAGGUGACCAGCCCAUCUGGCAAGACGGAAGCUGCAGAGAUUGUUGAGGGAGAGGACAGCGCAUACAGUGUGCGUUUUGUGCCCCAGGAGAUGGGUCCCCACACAGUCACGGUCAAAUACCGUGGCCAACACGUGCCUGGAAGCCCUUUUCAGUUCACCGUGGGUCCACUGGGUGAAGGUGGUGCCCACAAGGUGCGAGCUGGAGGCACAGGGCUGGAGCGAGGUGUAGCUGGUGUGCCAGCUGAGUUUAGCAUCUGGACCCGAGAAGCUGGUGCUGGGGGCCUGUCUAUUGCUGUGGAAGGUCCCAGCAAGGCAGAGAUUGCAUUUGAAGACCGCAAAGACGGUUCUUGUGGUGUCUCCUACGUUGUCCAGGAGCCAGGUGACUAUGAGGUCUCCAUCAAGUUCAAUGAUGAGCACAUCCCAGACAGCCCCUUUGUGGUGCCUGUGGCCUCCCUCUCAGAUGACGCUCGCCGUCUCACCGUCACCAGCCUCCAGGAAACAGGGCUUAAGGUGAACCAGCCGGCAUCUUUCGCAGUUCAGCUUAACGGGGCACGUGGCGUGAUUGAUGCUCGGGUCCACACACCCUCAGGAGCUGUGGAGGAGUGCUAUGUCUCCGAACUGGACAGCGAUAAGCAUACCAUCCGCUUCAUCCCCCACGAGAAUGGCGUUCACUCAAUUGAUGUCAAGUUCAAUGGUGCCCACAUCCCUGGAAGCCCCUUCAAGAUCCGUGUUGGGGAGCAGAGCCAAGCUGGGGACCCAGGCUUAGUGUCAGCCUACGGGCCCGGGCUUGAAGGAGGCACUACUGGUGUGUCAUCAGAGUUCAUUGUGAACACCCAGAAUGCAGGCUCGGGGGCCUUGUCAGUCACCAUUGACGGCCCUUCCAAGGUGCAGCUGGACUGUCGGGAGUGUGCUGAGGGCCAUGUGGUCACUUACACUCCCAUGGCCCCUGGUAACUACCUCAUUGCCAUCAAGUAUGGGGGCCCUCAGCACAUUGUGGGCAGCCCCUUCAAAGCAAAGGUCACAGGUCCUCGGUUGUCUGGAGGCCACAGCCUUCACGAAACAUCCACAGUUCUGGUGGAGACCGUGACAAAGUCCUCCUCGAGCCGCGGCGCCAGCUAUAGUUCCGUCCCCAAGUUCUCCUCAGAUGCCAGCAAGGUGGUGACAAGGGGCCCCGGUCUGUCCCAGGCCUUUGUGGGUCAGAAGAACUCAUUCACUGUGGACUGUAGCAAAGCAGGCACCAACAUGAUGAUGGUGGGUGUGCAUGGGCCCAAGACCCCCUGUGAAGAGGUGUACGUGAAGCACAUGGGCAACCGGGUAUACAACGUCACCUACACUGUCAAGGAGAAAGGAGACUACAUCCUCAUUGUCAAAUGGGGAGAUGAAAGUGUCCCUGGAAGCCCCUUCAAGGUCAAUGUGCCCUGAGCCCCAGAAGUGCCUCCCCCAGCCCAGGCCCCUACUUCCUGUCAAACUCUCACCUACACAAAUGUGCCAUACACCUAUGCACACUCACAGAAUUAGACACUAAAACAUCUGCCUUAGAUGUGAUGUGAGUGGCACAAUCCCCACCCCACUGUGCACUUGAGGGGUGGAGGGGGCUUUACCUGUCUCAGAUCAGUGUCCCUCAUAUGUGGCCUGAGGGCAUGCUGGAGUGAGGCUCAGGGCAGAGACUGUGACGUAAGGGGUUAGACAGGUAUUGGGAGGCCCAUGGUAGCCCUGGGGAUCAUAGUGGGCUGAAGCCACUGGGCAAGCACUGACUUGGGGUAUCUGUGCAUGAGAGAAAUCGCUCUCCCAAACUGCCACACCUGAGGACUCUGUCAGGCCUGUCUGGUGGCCACAACCCUAGAGAUAGGGACUUGGAAAAGAAAGAGUAACCAGAGGAAAAGCAAACCCAGGAAAAGCAACACGUGGCAUGUGGACUGGCCCUGAGUGCCAUACUCUGCCCAAGCCAGGCUUCCCAGGGGACUGAUUUCUCUUAUUAUUAUUAUUA